This is a messenger RNA of Acanthamoeba castellanii str. Neff, 2330 nucleotides long. RefSeq lists its product as uncharacterized. The record is from RefSeq and is a predicted model, not a curated record. Lineage: Eukaryota; Discosea; Longamoebia; Acanthamoebidae. The annotation marks the transcript as partial. The transcript has 14 exons.
AUGAGUGCGGCGAAGGCGCGGGCCAAGGAGGGCCUCGACAAGGACCUCUUCACUCAAAUAAUAGCCCAAAAUAGCGAGUGUGGAGGCUUCUCGACGGUGCUCGCCGAUCUCCUGCACGAGCAAGCCCUCGACAAGAAGAGCGACCUCCUCGCUCCCUCCUACGCUCCCUACCGGCAAGGGCUGGCGCAAAAGCUGGUCGAGGGACCCAAGCUCAAGGCGUCUGCUGGUCACCGCUUCUCUGCCCUCGUUCAGCCAUGCGAAGAAUGGGAAGAGACGCUGAUGCUGGCGGUCCACUCCAAGGCCGGCGGGGUGCUCCUCAACCCGGGUCCGACCUACCCGGUCGCCGCCGCCGACGCCGCCAUCAUCGUUUGCGCCCGGGACAAGGUCACCGCCGCCGUCAAAGACAUCGAAAAGGGCAUCACCCUCCCCAUCAACUCUAAAGAUGAGUCGGGGCUGGGAACGGCGGGGAGCACGGGCUACGGAUUCCAUUCGCUGGCGGCGCCGGUGGCCCUGCGCGACGCGCGCAUCAGCGGCGUCGACGAGGUGUGCCCCGACGGCGGGCACGUGCUGCUGGGCGGCAACCUCGAAUCGUGCGGCAUUCUGCCCCAACUGGUCAAGAACCUCCGCCGAGACUACUUCCCCUGCCGCAAGAUAGUGCUGAUGGAGCCGACAGAGCCGAGCGAGGACGUGUGGCAAAGCAUCGCUGCCUUCCCCGACGUCUAUGUCCUUCUUGGCAACACGACAGAGGCGGCCGACUUGCGAAGGGCGGGUGCGGACAGGGCGCACAGCGUCAUCCUCCUCUCGCCCUGGAACGAAGAACAAAAGAAGAGCAAGAAGAGCAGGAAGGGCGACGCGGGGGUGGCGCCCUACACGUCGAUCAUGAAGGUGCAGCAGGUCCUCAAGGACGAACUCCGGUCCACCCGGGAGCACCAGACCAUCAAUCACCCGCUCCACGCCUCGUCGCUCAUGAUGACCUACGACCUCUUCGACUACUGGCUCGCCAAGGCCUUCGCGUCAAAGAAAGGCGUGCUGGGGGAGGUGGCCGAGCAGCUGGUCCGGGGCGUCGUCCAAUCGGUCCCCGCCGCCCGGCUGCAGGCCCUCGUUGCCGCCGCCGCCGCCGCCCAGUCGGCCCAGCAGUCGCCUACCACCGCCGGCCCCGGCCCCGACGCACCGGCCAAGCCGCUCACCUUCGGCGAGCUCGUCCGCUGGGCCGGCACCAAGGGCUUCCUCCCUCUCGGCUACUACCGCUGGACCGGCUCCGAGGAGGGCAGCUUCGUGCAUACGCACCCGGCGCGCGAGUGCGAGGUGGCGGACGGGGAUCGGAUCAUCCUCCUGUGGCCGCGCGGGGAGACGCCCGCCUCCCUGCCCCUCCCGUCGCCCGCCGAAGCCGACGACGACGACGCGGCCGACCGCGCGCGCGCCGACACCUCGUUCGACAUGGAUUACAUAUCACUGCCAAAGCUCAAUGGUGGGGACACCGUCGCACACGCACCACCGUACACGCCGACGCUGACGCCGACGCCGACGCCGACGUCAUCUUCGACUCUCGCCCGUCCACCGCCUCCGCUCGCCCUUCCGCCCUCUCUCGCGCCGCCGCCCGCUCCCCAGCGACCGCCGGCGGUCACCGUCGCCGACGACGCGCCGCCGCCUUCGCUGCCUCCCCGCGGCGACGACGACGACGACGGCCGAAGCGAAGACCGGCGGCUGCCGCCACCGCCGCCUGUCGCCACAUCGCCGCGAUCAGCCCCGUCGGCGGCGGCGGUCGAGGUGGUAUCGCUGGCCGGCUUCAGCCCGCGCUCGCCGCCGCCGCCACGUCGCCGCGCGUCGCCGUCCCGCCACGCCCCCACCCCCGGCGACUGCGCCGGCGCCGGCGGUGCCCAGGACACAGCCCGGACUGCAGAGACCGCCCGCGCUCCAGUUGCCGCCAUCGCUGGCUCCGCCGCCGGCGCUGCGGCCGCCGCCAGCGUUGGCUGCACGACCCACACGAGCGAUGGUGAUGGGUCGGCCGACGAGCGUCGCGCGAUUCCGGCGUUCGCGACGGUGCGACGGCCGACGACCAGCCGCAACCGGCGGCCGCUGACGUCGCUCCACCGCACCAUCUCCUCGUCAACCCUCUCCCGCCUCCAGCAGCAGCAACAGCAGGACGAGGCCGCCGCUACCGUUGCAUUGCAAACGCUGCCAUCACCUCGCGCCUCGGCCCCGCCGGCCUUCGUUUCGCUGCCGCCGUCGCCGUCGCCAUCGUCAUCGUCGCGCCCGCCAGUGUUCACGCCGCCGCCUCGAUUCACGCCCGCGCCGGCCCUGCCAGCGACCACGACGAAGCCGCUGACCCG